AUGGCGGACGGUAUCGAUCGGCGAGCUGAUGACCGGAUGGAGUUCAACACCUCCAAGGAGGUUACGGUGGCUCCUACCUUCGAGGAUAUGCACUUAAAGGAAAGUCUUCUCCGUGGUAUCUAUGCAUAUGGUUACGAGUCUCCUUCCGCUGUCCAGUCGCGUGCGAUUGUCCAAAUCUGCAAAGGUCGCGACACCAUUGCUCAGGCACAAUCCGGUACCGGUAAGACUGCUACAUUUUCGAUUAGUAUCCUGCAGGUCAUCGACACCGUUGUCCGCGAGAGUCAAGCGCUGGUCCUUUCUCCGACUCGCGAACUUGCGACCCAGAUUCAGUCGGUCAUCAUGGCGCUAGGUGACUACAUGAACGUGCAAUGUCAUGCAUGUAUCGGUGGAACAAAUAUUGGAGAAGACAUCCGGAAGUUAGAUUACGGGCAGCAUGUUGUCUCGGGUACCCCAGGUCGGGUGGCGGACAUGAUUCGUCGGAGGCACCUGCGCACGCGCCACAUCAAGAUGUUGGUCCUCGAUGAAGCCGACGAGCUCCUGAAUCGUGGAUUCCGUGAGCAGAUUUACGAUGUCUACCGUUACCUACCUCCUGCUACGCAAGUUGUCGUAGUUUCUGCCACUCUACCGUACGAUGUACUAGACAUGACGACUAAGUUCAUGACCGACCCGGUUCGCGUUCUCGUUAAGCGUGACGAAUUGACCCUGGAAGGCAUCAAACAGUACUUCAUCGCCGUGGAGAAGGAGGACUGGAAAUUUGACACCCUGUGUGAUCUCUACGACACCCUGACCAUCACACAGGCCGUCAUCUUCUGCAACACCCGGCGGAAGGUAGACUGGCUUACCGACAAGAUGCGCGAAGCCAACUUCACCGUCUCCAGUAUGCAUGGCGAGAUGCCCCAGAAGGAGCGUGACAGCAUCAUGCAGGACUUCCGCCAGGGUAACUCACGUGUCCUCAUCUCCACCGACGUGUGGGCCCGUGGUAUCGAUGUGCAGCAGGUUUCCCUAGUUAUCAACUACGACCUGCCCACGAACCGCGAGAAUUACAUCCACCGUAUUGGCCGAAGUGGUCGUUUCGGAAGAAAGGGUGUCGCCAUCAACUUCGUCACUACCGAUGACGUGCGCAUCCUUCGUGAUAUUGAAUUGUAUUAUUCUACACAGAUCGACGAGAUGCCUAUGAACGUUGCCGACCUCCUCUCGUAA
Aspergillus tanneri is the source of this 1200-nucleotide messenger RNA. Its product is annotated as ATP-dependent RNA helicase eIF4A. Gene Ontology annotation, cellular component: nucleolus; catalytic step 2 spliceosome. The record is from RefSeq and is a predicted model, not a curated record. Bases 1 to 1200 code for a protein of 399 amino acids. Gene Ontology annotation, molecular function: mRNA binding; ATP binding; RNA helicase activity. NCBI's taxonomy places the organism in Eukaryota, Fungi, Ascomycota, Eurotiomycetes, Eurotiales, Aspergillaceae. The transcript has 4 exons.